AUCGCUUGAAAACUUACUUAAUCCGGAGUAUAUACUUCCUCCAUCCCUAGACGAUUUUCCUACAGGAAAAACUUAAAAGGAUAUCUAAAAAAGAAAUAUGGCUAAAUUUUUAAGGAUGGAGGGAGUAAUGAGUAACUUAAGCAUGUACGUAAAAAGGUUAUUGCACACAAUGUAUUGUUUUUAUCUUGGUUUGAUCUUGUUAAUGAGCAUGUCAGGUUAUGUAUGUAUUACUGUUCUGUCAAAGUCUAGAUUAUACUCGAUAUACAGUGUCCAAUCUAAGCAAAACAAAUUCGUACCGUGGUUCAAGAUGUUUUGAAAUUUUAAUUCUUGGUCCGGUGUACUCAAAAUUUUGGUGCCACAUAAUUUUCAUGUACUUCCAUAUAUUUUAGUUUUUAACUCGUAAUUCAAAAGGUAUUAAAAAUUAGGCUCUCAUUAGUCCCGUUCCUAUAUGAAUUAUUUGUUCCCCAUUAUUAAUCAAUAUUUAAAUGUUGAUAAAAUAAAAAUAAAACCAAAGUUGCAAGUUGACAAUACGGAGUAUAUAUCAUAUUUCAAAUAGUUAAAGACAACCCCAUAUAAGGGGUGUUCUUUUUGACGGAUGAUAUAUAAACUUUGCUGAGGUGAACUUAUUUGAACUUGUUGGGACCGAUUAAAUCUAAUUGAAAUUUAUUGGGCUUAAUCAUACCUUAUUGCAAGAGAGUAAACUUGAAACAGUAAAUUUUAAGAUUUGAUUGAAACUUAUUGACCUAAUAGAGCAAAUUCUGAACUUGUUAAAACCUGAACUUGUUUUUUCUAAGGUGAAGAGGAAACACUUAGAAGAAAUAAUCAAAUUAUUCAACAAAUAUGUCAAAUUAUUCAAGGGUCCAAUUCUGACAGAAAAGGAUAAGACGAGAUGUGUGAUCUACAAUAUAAAUAUAGAAAACCAAUUCUGUUAUCCUCAUAACAGCUUCUUGUUACUUGAACAGAAAAAGAAGCUGCUGAGGGGAGGAACCACUUUGCAGCCAACAGAAGAGCUGAUAUUCAAAGGAUAAACAAACAGUAAUAUUUCAGUGAUUCACAUCCUGAAACUUUGGAUUUUAAUCUAACAAUUACAAUAUAUAAUGGAUGAAAUGUGAUCAGAGUCUAGAAGGUCGCGAUUCUUGCUUGGAUGCUAGUAGUUUCUACUUGGAAAAUUACAUUACUUGGACUCAUCAUUUCACCUUUACUACCGUGCCUGAUUCUCGACAUUCUGACAAUAUUGUGCAUUCAUUCAGUAGGACCAAUUCGCAACAGUCUGUGAUUCGGAUGGUUAAUUUGUUAUUGCCGGCUGAUGAAAUGAUCAUAAAAAGCAGCUUAUGACCGGUCACACACAACUAGAGGUGGCCUAAUCAAGAAUGUGGUGGUGAACAGAAAGCAUGUGUUAGUUUUUCAAUCUUAGCAAUUUCCCCAUAUUUAACUUGGCUGUUUCUGUAACAGCUUACAGAGAAGUUGAGUAUAAAUAUACUUCACUUGAAUUGAAAUCCAAAACAAAAACUAAACCAUUUCAGAGAGAGAUAGCACCUGAAAAGAGGAUCUACCAGUAAUCAAGAUUGUCGUGAUUUGUUCCAACUUAAGUCAGCGAAAUGGCAAAGAUGUUGCUGAACUAUGUGCCCGUUUAUGCAAUGUUACCAUUGGGAGUUGUUACGCCAGACAACAACUUUCAGAACCAGGAUGACAUCAAGCGACAACUAUACAAGCUGAAGGAAGCAGAAGUUGACGGAGUCAUGGUGGAUGUGUGGUGGGGAAUAAUAGAAGCAAAAGGACCUAAACAAUACGAUUGGAAGGCAUACAGGAGCUUAUUUCAGGCCAUUAAGGAUUGUGGUCUGAAAAUACAAGCAAUAAUGUCAUUCCACCAAUGUGGAGGGAAUGUUGGAGAUGCUGUUUACAUACCACUUCCUCAAUGGGUACUUCAGGAUGGAGAUGGAAAUCCCGAUAUCUUCUAUACUAACAGAAGGGGUACCAGGAACAAAGAGUACCUUACUCUUGGUAUUGAUAACGAACCUAUCCUUGGUGGGAGGACUCCUGUUCAGAUAUAUAGUGAUUUCAUGAAGAGCUUCAGAGAGAAUAUGUCAGAUUUCCUAGAUGCUGGCACAAUAGUUGACAUUGAAGUAGGUCUCGGCCCUGCUGGAGAACUACGAUAUCCUUCUUAUCCACAAAAUCAAGGAUGGAACUUCCCAGGAAUAGGGGAAUUUCAGUGCUAUGACAAAUAUCUUAGAGAAGAUUUUAAGAAGGCUGCAACUGAUGCUGGCCAUCCCGAGUGGGAAUUGCCACAGAAUGCAGGACAGUAUAAUGAUAGACCAGAUGGAACAGAGUUUUUCAGGAACAAUGGAACUUACGUUACAGAAAGUGGAAAAUUCUUCUUGACUUGGUACUCCAACAAGUUAUUGAUCCAUGGUGACCAGAUUCUGGAAGAAGCAACUAAAGCCUUUUGUGGCUGCAAAGUCAAGAUAGCAGCUAAAGUUUCUGGAUUACAUUGGUGGUACAAUGAUGAAAGUCAUGCUGCUGAGCUUACUGCAGGAUACUACAACUUGUAUGACAGAGAUGGGUAUCGGCCAAUAUCAAGGAUGCUUUCUCGGCACUAUGGGGUUUUAGAUUUCACUUGUCUUGAGAUGAAGGACUAUGAACAACCUGGUUAUGCUGAAAGUGCUCCACAAGAGCUUGUCAAACAGGUGUUAAGUGGAUGCUGGAGAGAAAAUAUAGAGGUAGCAGGGGAAAAUGCACUUCCUAGAUAUGAUGCCAAUGCGUAUGAUCAGAUGCUGCUGAAUGCUAGGCCAAAUGGGGUGAAUAGAGAUGGUCCGCCAAAACUGAAGAUGUAUGGCUUGACAUAUCUUCGUUUGUCUAAUCAGCUUAUUGAUGGAGGGAACUUUUGGCUAUUCAAGACAUUUGUGAAGAAAAUGCAUGCGGAUCAAGAGUACUGCCCAAACCCUGAAAACUAUGGAAGGCAAGUGAUUCCACUGCAGCUGUCAAAGCCAAAGAUAUCGUUGGAGGAACUUUUAGAAGCAACCAAACCAAUGGGACCAUUACCCUUCAACAGUGAAACAGAUAUGAAAGUGUAGUUGGUAAACAUGAAAACUGCCAAGCAAGCAGCUGAUGUUCGUUUUAGCACAAUUAAGCAAUAAGGAAAGGCCAGAUCCUAUCAAUAAUGGUUGUUCUUGUAAUUUGUUGUUUCUGUUAUUUGUUGUUGUUUUAUCCAAUAAGGAAACUCCUGCAUCCUAAGGAUACAUCUACUAUUGUAAUAAAAUCCGGGAAGCUAAGGAUAUGACAUCCAAGCAAGUUUUAUUUUCAUCUCA
Molecule: messenger RNA, 3305 nt
Organism: Spinacia oleracea (spinach)
Lineage: Eukaryota; Viridiplantae; Streptophyta; Magnoliopsida; Caryophyllales; Amaranthaceae
Product: beta-amylase
Exons: 8
Coding region: 1599-3071 (490 amino acids)
Biological process (GO): polysaccharide catabolic process
Molecular function (GO): beta-amylase activity
Source: RefSeq, a predicted model, not a curated record